UUCCUGGAGCCCCAGGCCAGGCUGGUCCCCUGCCCCGUUCCUGUGGAGCCGCUUGUGUCUCAUGGGCAGGAGAACCUGCCCCGAGCAGCUCCUGCUCCUGCAGCCCGGGGCUCCUGCAGCCCAGGGACACCCGCUGCCCUUUCCCCGGGGUCCGGCCUCAGCCAGAGCCCCGAGCCAGCCGGGAAGGCGCUGGAACAGCUCCACAGGGCAGCGGUCACAGCUCCGACCCUGCCAGAGCUCGGGGAGCGUUUGGACAACGCUCCCAGGAACAGGCUCAUGAACUCGGAGCUGUUCACGCUGACCUACGGCGCCCUGGUCACCCAGCUCUGCAAGGACUACGAGAACGACGACGACGUCAACAAGCAGCUGGACAAGAUGGGUUACAACAUCGGGGUCCGGCUCAUCGAGGACUUCCUGGCCCGCUCCAACGUCGGGAGGUGCCACGAUUUCCGUGAGACUGCUGAUGUUAUUGCAAAGAUUGCAUUUAAGAUGUACCUGGGCAUCACUCCCAGCAUCACCAACUGGAGCCCUGGGGGUGACGAGUUCUCCCUGAUCCUGGAAAACAAUCCCUUGGUGGACUUUGUGGAGCUCCCUGACAACCACUCAACCCUCAUCUACUCCAACCUGCUCUGUGGAGUGCUGCGGGGCGCCCUGGAGAUGGUGCAGAUGGCUGUGGAUGUGAAGUUCGUGCAGGACACGCUGAAGGGCGACAGUGUCACAGAAAUAAGGAUGAAGUUCAUCAGGAGGAUUGAAGACAACCUUCCAGCUGGGGAAGAGUGAACCACAGCCCCACCUCCCUGGGGACUGGAGGGACCAGCUGGGCUUGGCCAUUAGCUUUCCUCACAGGCCCACAGGGAUCUCCUGCACACUCAGACUGACUCACUGACUGUUUCAGAUGUCAUUUUCUUCUUCUGCUGUCACUUCCAUCCUCUGUAGAAGAUGAUUUUCUGGUUGGUGUUUAUUUCCCAGGUUCAUUCUAAAGCUUUUUCAUCAGCUGAUGUGCUUUUUCCUACUCCCCAGAGGCUUCCUAUCCUCAGUUUCCAGUUGUGACCUGGGCUGGGUGAGAACAACUGCUCAGACUCCAGGAGAGCUCCAGUCUGGUUCGGUGCUGGAUGUCCAGAAUUGGAGACCAAGCGAUGGGAGCCCACAAAUUCCCUGCUAAACCCUGUCCUUCCUUAAAUGAGGUGUUUAAAAUCCACUGGGAGAUGAGUGUGUAGUAUUUCUGUAGACCAAACUGGCUUCCUGCACUUGAUUCUGGGGUGACUGGUACAUGCAGGCUUGAUCCAAAGGGCUGGCUCGGGAGAGCUGCUGCAGUGCUGGCACUGGGUUGUGUGGCACCACACAGGAUGGCAGAUUUGGGAGUCCUGUGACCUUUCCAGUGUCCCUUCCCCAGCAACCUCAGCACUCCCCUCUCGGGAAGGGAGGAUGUUAAACUGCAGUGGAGCAGCAGGAAAUACUUUACGUGGAGAAAGGCAAGAUGGCAUUGGUGAUCCUCAGUGGGAACCAAACUCAGGCUCAGGCCUGGGAGGCGUUAAAGGCAUUUCAGACUCUCUUCUGCAGUUGGGGUGUGUAAACUGCAUGGUGUGGAGGUGGUGCUGGGGUUUGUUCUCUCACGUGUUCAGGCUACAGCAGAAUUUCCCACGUUCCGUGGCUGGCGACCUGUGGCACCUGCUGCUCUGUAAAAUACACAAAGUAGUGUUAGAUAACAAAAAGCAAGAUACUGGAAAAUCAGCUUCCUCUGCCACCCAGAGUCAGAAAACACAGUCAGACAUUGGGUUCCCAAAUCACUUCACGUAGCAUGAAGGCACAGCCCCACAGGGGUCACGGGGAGCUCCAGUGCCUGUGUGGGUUGAUGCCUGAGUGUGAGGUGAGAGGGAGUGACCUGCUGCUUGUGCUGCUCUUGUUUGGGUUCUCUGGAUGAAUGUUGGGUCAUCUGGCACUGAAUGAGUCACCCUGUCCCUGUUUGGCCCAAAUGAGUCCCUUUGGAUGCCCCGUGAGAUGUGAAGGGCCAGUGAGUCACUGUAAGAGCAGCCAGAGAACAACACUGAGGUGCAGUGGUGGCUGGUGGGUGUUGGGGUCAGAGGUGCUGCACAGUCACGUUGCAGAGCUCAAAACCAUCCCUUGUUUCUCAUUGUUUUGACCAUUCCACAUCUCUUUAAAGCUGCAUUUUAGAAGCAAUUGCAUUAAAAGAAUCCCGGUGUCAA
This is a messenger RNA of Neopelma chrysocephalum (saffron-crested tyrant-manakin), 2204 nucleotides long. RefSeq names its product trafficking protein particle complex 3 (gene TRAPPC3). Bases 277 to 780 code for a protein of 167 amino acids. Gene Ontology annotation, cellular component: TRAPP complex; cis-Golgi network membrane; cytosol. NCBI's taxonomy places the organism in Eukaryota, Metazoa, Chordata, Aves, Passeriformes, Pipridae. The transcript has 6 exons. Gene Ontology annotation, biological process: endoplasmic reticulum to Golgi vesicle-mediated transport; intra-Golgi vesicle-mediated transport. The record is from RefSeq and is a predicted model, not a curated record.